AUGUCUAAGAGGGCAGUUGAGGAGAAAGUGGAGAGCCAUGCUACACCUGCAAUAGCUGAAACUUGGGGUAAGAGAGAAGAAGACUCAGUGGCAGCUAAAAAUUGGUUAGACAGAACCAUCCGAGUAUUGAAGCAACUGCAUUACACCCUAGAGCAAAACUUAAAGGGUGUUGUAUCCCUACUCCAAGACAAUGCCUAUCAGUGGUGGGACACGGUAUCUAGUGAGGUGCAGCUCGAGCUGAUCACUUGGGAAUUCUUCCUUGCUGAGUUCAAGAACAAAUUUGUGGAUAGUGUGUACUUGAAAGACCGAAGAAGAGAGUUUAUUAGCCUGAGGAAGAGGCAGCUAUCGAUAGCAGAAUAUGAACGGGAAUUUGUGAGAUUAAGUAAGUAUGGGAGAGAGAUAGUCCCUGCAAAAGCAGAGAGGUGUAGAAGGUUUGAAGAGGGACUCAAUGAUAACAUUAAAAAAAUGAUUACAGCGUUGGGGAUUUCUGAUUUUGCCAAGUUAGUUAAAGCUGCUUUAAAGGUUGAAAAAGUCUAG
This is a messenger RNA of Hevea brasiliensis (rubber tree), 537 nucleotides long. RefSeq lists its product as uncharacterized. Bases 1 to 537 code for a protein of 178 amino acids. Lineage: Eukaryota; Viridiplantae; Streptophyta; Magnoliopsida; Malpighiales; Euphorbiaceae. The transcript has 2 exons. The record is from RefSeq and is a predicted model, not a curated record.